CCACGUGACCCGCACCUUCUACGUGUACAGUAGUGAGAUUGAACCGAAACCGUCUCAGUUAAGCGGAGAACAGCCUCUCAAAUCUCCAAACCGAUGUGAAAUGUUACUCCCUGGAGUCUCUGGACUCCGACAUGGAUUUGGAAGAGGCUUUUCAGGCCGUAGGAGAGUUCGGCAGGUACCAGAAGCGGAUGGUCGGUGUUUUGGUCCUGCUUCAGAUCUACAUGGCAUGCCAGUCCAUGCUCAUCGUUCUGGUGGGCGCCGUUCCAGAGUACCAUGGAGAGCCCGUCACGGAGAGGGGCGGAGGUGAUCUGACCCAAAGCGUGACUUUUACAGAAGACUUUAGCUCCAUUGUGACUGAGUGGUAUCUGGUGAAGCAGCAGGCGUAUAAAGUGAGCCUUGCUGGAUCGCUUUUCUUCGCCGGGGUGCUGGUUGGGAACGUACUGUUCGGACCGCUGUCCGAUAAAAUCGGACGGAAACCAGUGUUCCUGAUGAGUUUGUUUUUCGAGUUGCUGUUUGCGUACGGCAGCGCUUUAGCACCAAACUAUGAGCUGUUUGCUCUGUCUCGGUUUCUGGUGGGGAUGAUGAACGGAGGGAUGGCUCUGGUCUGUUUCAUUCUUUCUCAGGAGUACGUGGGGAAGUCCUACUGGGCUCUAACAGGAACGCUGGCUAACAUGACGUUUGCGGUGGGCAUUGCUUUGUUCGCUGUUCUCGGGUACUUCAUCAGGCAUUGGCGUAACCUUGCAGCUGCAGCCAACAGUCCCGGAGUGCUGCUCUUCCUCCUCUGCAUCACCCUGCCGGAGUCUCCACGGUGGCUGUACUCUCGAGGGCGGAUGGGUCAGGCUGAGCGAGUGCUGCAGAAUUUCGCUGUAAGGAACGGCAAAGGUCGAGUCACUCUGAAACUCCGCCGCACGCCUGGCUCGCCUGGUGCUGAGACGCCCAGUCCGGGACUCUUCAUGCUGGCCACGCAUGCUGUACUGCGCUGCAGGACUAUGGUCCUCAUGUACGUUUGGUAUGCCUGUAGUCUGGUGUAUUAUGGGCUGACUAUGAAUGCGAGUGAGGAUAAAGGCAAUCGGUACCUCAGUGUGGCCAUGUACGGCCUGGUGGAGCUUCCCGCAUACCCACUUUGCAUAUACUUCAUCAAUAAGUCGUGGUCAGGAAGAAGGAAAUCGUUGGCCGGUUUUCUCAUCCUGGCUGGGCUGUGUUGUCUUCUCUCAAUGGCCGUACCAGUUCAGUCUGGCUCUGUGGCCAGUGGCAGUUCUCUGGCUCUGUUGGGAAAGCUGAUGGUCAGCGCUGCCUUCAACAUAGUUUACGUUUACACCUCAGAGCUCUACCCCACCGUCAUAAGGAACGCAGGGCUGGGCGUCUGUUCCAUGUCCUGUAGGGUUGGAGGCAUUCUGGCUCCAUUCGUGCCCAGCUUGAAAGUGCUGCAUGCCUCGAUGCCAUUCACGGUUUUCUGUCUGAUCGGAGUGACAGCGGGAGCGCUGGGACUUCUCCUUCCGGAAACGCUUAACAAACCCGUCGCUGAAACACUCGAGGAGCUCUCCGCACCUGCCUACCAGCGCAUCCUAGAGACACAGGUUCAUCUACUGGAGGAAGAGCACCUGUCGAAACGCAAAGGAUCUGGAAGUAAAUGAGCCUCAGACCUGUGUAGCUACAUACUCAUGGAAGUGUGGACGACUAAUUUUAUGCAUACAUGCAAUACAGUGUAAAAUUCAGAGA
This is a messenger RNA of Pygocentrus nattereri (red-bellied piranha), 1719 nucleotides long. It is a transcript of the gene slc22a15, whose product is annotated as solute carrier family 22 member 15. Gene Ontology annotation, biological process: transmembrane transport. Gene Ontology annotation, cellular component: membrane. Lineage: Eukaryota; Metazoa; Chordata; Actinopteri; Characiformes; Serrasalmidae. Gene Ontology annotation, molecular function: transmembrane transporter activity. Bases 132 to 1634 code for a protein of 500 amino acids. The record is from RefSeq and is a predicted model, not a curated record. The transcript is spliced from 12 exons.